Molecule: messenger RNA, 1157 nt
Organism: Erpetoichthys calabaricus (reedfish)
Lineage: Eukaryota; Metazoa; Chordata; Cladistia; Polypteriformes; Polypteridae
Gene: ccdc83
Product: coiled-coil domain containing 83
Exons: 10
Coding region: 142-792 (216 amino acids)
Source: RefSeq, a predicted model, not a curated record
UGAUUACGUCACUCACCUGUGUCCUGUUUCCAUUAGCAACGCUAGCGCUUUCGGAAAACUAAGUGGCUGAGCUCAGAAAACAAACAAAAUAUUUACAGACGUGAUUAAGUCAGAAGUUAUUGACCCCUCUCAUAGGGGAACAUGGGAAAGAAGAAAAAGAAGAAUAAUGGACGACUGGAGAAUCAGACAUCUUCAGCAGAAGCCUUAUUAACAUUUCAAAUGCAAAUCAAAGAAACUGAAAUACAAGAGUUCCAGCUUCAGGUGCAAGAACUUCUAGAAAAAAACAAACAAUUCAAGGAGAGAAAAGAUGACUUGAAGGAAGAACAACUGACACACUUUAAAACUUUGCUGAAGGAAGUAAAGGAAAAGGAGAUGGAAUUAGAACAAAGCAAAGUAGUAAACAGAGAGCAAGUGGAACAUGCCACAAAGGAACAAUGGGAAAUCUCUAAAAGAAACGAGCAGCAACUUCAAGAAAUGCAAACACAUUUGAAGGACUUGGAGCAUAAUAUAUGUGCUUUGGAAGAAGAGAAAAAAUAUUGGGUGGAAUACAGAGAUUUUGGCUGCAAAACAAACAGUAAGCGUAUCCAACAUCUAGAGCAGGAGCUCAGUCAGAUGCAAGAAGACUUUCACAAAAUAUCAGACUACAUGCAGCGCAGUCUGGAGGUGAAAGUUGAUGGAAUAAACAAGCAAAUGGAAAAAUGCAUCAGUGAAAAAAGCAGCUUGCUACAAAGAAGGCAAUUAGCAGGCUUGACAAGCAAAGUCAACAAGAAAUCAGAGAAAAUGAAUGGCUAAAAAACGAGGUAGCAAUUUAUAGAAAGGAGGUAGCUGAAUUAGAAGCCAGCGUUCAAAUGAAUGAGGAACAAAAUGUGGAGCACAUAAAUCAGCUGUUUCAACAUCGCCUGGAUGACCUUCAGCUCUCCCGCAAGGUGUUCCUCACCGAAUCGGAAGGCCUGGAUGAAAACGAGGUUUUGCUCACUGACAAGUUUAAGCUGAAAGAGGUUUCUCAUUACACAGGAAACUCCCCUUUUAGUCAGGAAGACGUCUUGUCAGUAAAGGGAAGAACUGGCCAUUCAGCACACAGCUUCACAGUGGACACAGGCACAGCGUCCAGCUGCAGUGACUCAACAGGCCACCGUAGGGGGUCAAGCUCAUCAAAU